GUAACUGAGCACGGUUUGUACUCCGCCCUUCUCGGGUGGGGGUACGUUCUGCUACCGUCAUUAUCGGCCCCUUUAUCAUCAUUUAUCGGACUGGUGUUGGCAACGAGAACUUUGUUUUGGAUGAGCCAAUUCCGUUGGAUGAUUAGGAGCCCGAGCAUAUCCCGUGUAGCCGUGUGCUUUCUUCUUUUCCCGUGCAGACGCAUUCCUCGGUCGAUAGAUGGUAUAGAGACUAUUUAUUAUGAUUUGAUUUCCUAUGUUAUGUACUCCCUCUCAACCCUCCCUUUCUCACCACCCUCCUCUCUCUACCAUCCACUAGAGUACAGAGCAGGGUGGAGACUCUGGGUCAACCAACAUGUGGCUACGGAGGUCGUACCAGUAUUUUGUCUGUCGAUCAACAUCCCUGCAGCCUAGUCUUUGUCCAAUAGGCGAAAUGAGGC
This is a messenger RNA of Paecilomyces variotii, 437 nucleotides long. RefSeq lists its product as hypothetical. Bases 121 to 411 code for a protein of 96 amino acids. NCBI's taxonomy places the organism in Eukaryota, Fungi, Ascomycota, Eurotiomycetes, Eurotiales, Thermoascaceae. The transcript is spliced from 2 exons. The record is from RefSeq and is a predicted model, not a curated record.